GUCUAAUCUCUGCACGACCUGUCAAUUAUUUUGCUAAAAUUAGACUAUUUUUUAACUGUGUGAGCCCACUUGUCACGGUUCACCUGGUAUGAACGGUAUAAAAGAAGAUAAUAUCCAUACAAUGACAGAUUUUAAAACAGAAGAUUCACAGUAUAGUCGACAGGUGCACCUUUUAGCGUUUUCGUGUUCUUCGAAUUUUUAAUCCUCACUGCUGCCAUCGCCAAUUUUGCCCGUUACAAACUUGACUCUGUCGAUCGACCAUCAUAAAAGCGAUUUUUAUUUUUCCUGCUGCUAUUAAGUGACCCUUUGUGAACUCUGCGGACGAUCUGCAACUCAGGAAUCUUUGAUAAAGCCGUCAUGAAGGCUAUUUCAACUAUUCGUACCGUGUUCCACCAAACUAUCCAUGCCAACCGAAGACCCCUGUCUCUUACUACGACAGUUAAAAGAUGGAUGGGAGGCCAGUUACCAGGGCAACACUCCCAGGAGUUAGCCGCAAGGACCACGAUGGCUUACUCCCCGUUUGAAACAUUAAACAAAUACGAGAGCCACGUGGAUUUGUUCUCUUGCGACUAUCUUGGCCUUGGUCAAAACGAGGAGCUUAACUGGGUACACGCCUAUUCGAUUCUCCGUCACGGAAUGGACAGAAUCUGUUCCUGCGUUGUCUCACACCCAGGCGAUUCUCCUGUUAGGGAUACAGAGAGGGCCUUGGCGCGGUGGUUGAAGAGCGAAAGUGCUGCCCUCACCUAUUCCUGCACAGCAGCAAACAUUGGAGCUAUGGAGAUAUUGCUCAAAGGAAACCAGCGACCAGUCUACGUGGACCGUUUUGCUCAUGCGACACUUCAAGUUGGAGUGACUUUUGCCGGUGCUGCGGGGAGAUUGCAUGUGUUUCAACACAAUGAUCUGGAUCACCUCCGAUCACUGAUAGCAAAAACAGGGAGCGGAGUGGUAGUCGUGGACUCGAUUUACAGCACUAACGGAGAGGAAGCACCGAUGGCCGACUUGGUGGACUUGUGCCACGACCUUGGUUGCAUCCUCGUCGUAGAUGAAAGCCACGCACUUGGCGUAAUAGGGGAGCAAGGUGAAGGUUUAGUCGCCCAUCUUGGUCUCGAAGACGGCGUUCAUGUAAGAACCACAUCAUUACAUAAAAGCCUUACAUGCGAUAAUGGUGUCAUUGCCAGUAGCCGUGACGUCACAGACUGCUUCAACCACGCCACAACGUUAGGCAUAUUCAGCAAUGCCAUGCAAAUCUCUGGCGCAAUGAGAGUGAAAAAAGCAAUGGAGUUGGCAAUGCAGGCAACUGAACAGAGAGAGAACUUGCGAAAAAUGUCUAAAUCAUUCCGACAACAGCUUAAAGAAGCUGGCUUCCCGGUUAGGACCGACAUCGACCACCCCAUAGUAUCUGUAGUUGUCGGUCAGUCUGCUAGGGCGGUAGAAAUACAUCACUAUCUGUGCUCUAAGGGGAUAUACCCUUGGGUUUUCUUUUAUCCGGCGACCCCAAAAGACGGAGCCAUGGUGAGAUUUGUGAUCAACCAAUAUUUGACCCCAGAGAAACUCGCCUACACCGUUGAAACAAUAAAGAAUUUCAGAGAUGAUCUAAAGCCACCCACUGGUAUGGGUAGAGAGGAGAGAAGUGUAAUCAGUCAAGCUAUCAUAUAAUCAAGAUCAUAGAUCAACGCAUAUUACCUUUAUUUAGCAUUGUCAGCAUAGAAGAAGACAUUGUUGGGUUCAAGAUAAACAGAAGAUCGAAUGUAUUCAGUAUGUGGUAUUCUGCAUUUAGACAUUACUAACCCAUCGUGUCUCCAUCCAGGGACUACAGGCACAACAUAAUUUAUAUACACGUAUACUAAACACUAUUUUGAGCUAUUUUUAGACUGAGCACAAGUUAACUUAUAAGAGUUACUGGCAGAUUCAACUAAGUUUAAUCACUAGCUCAUUAAGAUCAUAAAUAUUUAACAAUACAGCCGAACAAUUUUGCUGUAAUGAAUAGGGAUGGAUGAACUGCUUAGUUUAUUUUUGGUUUUAAAUUGAUUCUACGCCAUUGCUUUCCCUCCCGGGGACAGCCAUACCAUUUUUCUUAUAUGGACGCCUUCACCUUAUACACUAGGUCAUUUUCUAUUCAUAUUCUCUAAAGAACCACAAGUACAGUUUCCUAAGUACAUGUAUGUAAAUAUAUCACCUCUUAAAGUACACUCCACGGUACAGCAAAAACAUUGGUCAUAGUAAAGAGAUAAUAACGAGAGGCGUGCACGGCUAAUACCGAGGUUUCCAUGGGAAUAUAUUUCACGGUUUACCUUAGGACUAUGUAAUGUGCUAUUACUAUUAAGAGCAAUCACAUUUACCAGUAAAACUAAUUCAUAUAUUUAACUUCUAUCAGGGAUGUUCAAAGAUUUGGAUUAGGUUCCGAACGGAGCAAACUAUUAAUUGUUAUUAUAUUUGCUCAUUCUUCUACUUAAACAUAUUCUUCUUAUGCGUUUUUUUUUUUUUUUUUUCUUUUUAUUCCUUUAUACCAUUGCUUGAUAUUUUGAGGUUUUGAUGAGCUGAUAACAAAUUUAUCAUGAUUUUGCUUAAUGUCUACUGAAUCAACGGGCUGCCGAUAAAA
Lingula anatina is the source of this 2599-nucleotide messenger RNA. RefSeq lists its product as uncharacterized. Gene Ontology annotation, molecular function: 8-amino-7-oxononanoate synthase activity; pyridoxal phosphate binding. Gene Ontology annotation, biological process: biotin biosynthetic process. The record is from RefSeq and is a predicted model, not a curated record. NCBI's taxonomy places the organism in Eukaryota, Metazoa, Brachiopoda, Lingulata, Lingulida, Lingulidae.